UUCAUGAUGACGUAACCAGGAAGUGGCCGAGCUUUCGACGAAAUCAAAAUAAUCGCCAGAAGAUGAGUCGCAUUUAUGACAACACUGCGUUAUUAAACAAACCUGUGCAUAAUGAGAAACUUUCCUCCACAUGGGAUCCAGUAGUUCACCAGAGUGGUCAUGGUGUCAUUUUAGAGGGGGCGGUCGUGGAUAUGUCACGCCAUGUCAUAACAGAUGUGAACAACAAAAAGGAGCGCUACAAUGUUUUGUACAUCAAACCAAGCCGAAUCCAUCGCAGAAAAUAUGAUUCAAAAGGAAAUGAGAUUGAACCUAACUUCAGUGAUACCAGGAAGGUCAACACAGGUUAUCUGAUGUCAUCCUUCAAAGUGGAGGCUAAGGGUGAAACAGAUUGUUUAGAUGAGCGCCAACUGAGUGAUAUUGUAAAUAAGGACCAGCUGGUUAAAAUGACUGCAAAACAUUGUCCUGGUCAGGCCUUUGCAUUCUGGAUCACAGAGGCGGAAAUGAACAAAACAGAGCUUGAGCAAGGCCAAGAUAUCCGUCUUAAAACAAAAGGAGACGGGCCCUUUAUUUUUUCCUUCGCCAAACUGGAUGGUGGUACGGUGACAAAGUGCAACUUUGCAGGAGAUGAGAACGCUGGAGCAUCGUGGACAGAGAAAAUAAUGGCUAACAAAUCAGGUCAGGAAAAGACAGGGAAGAGUGUCGGUCAGGGUGAGGGAGCUGACGAUGAAGAAUGGGAUGACUGAAUGACAUCCCUGAGCUUCCAGGAUUGGAUCACAGUGCCUUAUUUGUCUUCCAAAUGUAUAUUUACGCCACAAAACAAGACCUAACAGUCAGUAUUCAUAUGUUACCACAUGAAAACAUAAUAAACAGCAAAAGUGCCAUUUUAAAAUAAAGACUUUUAUGCAUUUUUA
Molecule: messenger RNA, 911 nt
Organism: Ctenopharyngodon idella (grass carp)
Lineage: Eukaryota; Metazoa; Chordata; Actinopteri; Cypriniformes; Xenocyprididae
Gene: arpin
Product: actin related protein 2/3 complex inhibitor
Exons: 6
Coding region: 63-743 (226 amino acids)
Biological process (GO): negative regulation of actin nucleation
Source: RefSeq, a predicted model, not a curated record